UUUAACUUAUAUUGGGUCUUCAUGUCUGAUGCCUCCGAAUAUACAAAAUCCAUUCUCUCUCUCUCUCUGACUUCGCAACUCUGGUACAAAUUUUUUAUCCUCGCCUCUCCUCUCUCUCUGUCCUCUAACAAGGAUGAUCACCGUUUUAACACCUCAUUCCUCCAACCUUCUUAACCCCACUGAAAUUCCCAUGGGUUGUCACCGUUUCCAUUCUUGCGCACAAACCCUAACCCUACUUCGUUGUCCUGCAACUACUUUCAGGAGAAUAAGAAGAAGCAGCAGCAGGGUACUAGCAGCUGGGACAUCUGGAACUGAGGUGUUUGGCAUGGAAGAAUGGCUUGCGAAGCUCCCUGAUAAGAAGAAACCUCUCUAUUCUCAUAGUUUGCCAUCCAUUGAGGCCUGGCUUAUGAAUCUUGGGUUUUAUCAGAGCAAAGAAGAUCGAGCGGUUUGGUUUGUUGAGAAACCGGACUGGCAUGCUCAGCUUUCACUUGACAUAACUGAUCUUUACAUAAGGUAUCUCAAGAGUGGACCAGGGGAUCUUGAGAAGGACAUUGAGAGGAGAUUCAGUUACGCAUUAAGCAGAGAAGACAUUGAGAAUGCCAUUUUAGGGGGACCCUAGCCAAAGGGAGUUGUAGAAAGAAGAUGAAAAAAAACUGAAACAUGUAUUUAUAGGGCCCUCUCGACUUGUAUUCUUGAGAAUGUAUAUGUUCCUAUUAUUUGCUGAUUUUCCCUUUUCCGCUCAAUUUGUUUUACAAAUGAUGCUUAUGAUUGUUGAAAGGGGAAGGUCGUUUCCCCAUAUUUAUUUCUCUAGACAGUGGCACUUCUUUGGCUGAUAAAUAGGCAACAGAGAUGGUGUUUUUGCAUUU
Molecule: messenger RNA, 866 nt
Organism: Amborella trichopoda
Lineage: Eukaryota; Viridiplantae; Streptophyta; Magnoliopsida; Amborellales; Amborellaceae
Product: tRNA dimethylallyltransferase
Source: RefSeq, a predicted model, not a curated record